Messenger RNA from Gossypium arboreum, 1561 nucleotides. RefSeq lists its product as uncharacterized. Lineage: Eukaryota; Viridiplantae; Streptophyta; Magnoliopsida; Malvales; Malvaceae. The record is from RefSeq and is a predicted model, not a curated record. The coding region runs from base 452 to 1450 and encodes 332 amino acids. The transcript has a single exon. Gene Ontology annotation, biological process: transmembrane transport.
UUCUAUAUUUUUAAACUUCAUUUGUCACCAUUUUGCUCUCUCACUCUUGCGAGAUCCGAACUCACCGGAGUUCCGUCGCCGGCGGGGACGACGAUGGUCGAGUCUCCCGUUAGCUGAUUAAUAAAAAUCGUAUAUGUUCUAAAUUCGAUCGAUUAAUCAAUCUCUUUUUCUUUUAUCCCCGAAAGGAAAUGAUAGAUCCCUGUGCUGUAAUUAACGUUCGAUCCAAAACCUGGUUUCGCAAGAGAAAAAAAUCCCGUUCAUAAUUUUCAUUGUGACGGUGGUGUUGGGCUUUUCUCUAUUUGUAUAGUUUCAAUGUUAAUUUCUUGAUUUUUUUUUUUUUGUAUAUAUUUCCGAUCAUACAUAUAUAGGUAGAUAUAUUGCUUCUUCUUUUUAAAAUUUUUUUGGGUUUUUUUAGGGUUAGGGUUUUUUCGAAUCUUUGAAAGUGGCAAAGAUGAAUAUAAGUGCGGCCGAGGAAGAAUCGGCGCAAGAGAUUCAUAUUCCGGCUGAUAUAGAUUGGGAAAUGCUUGAUAAAUCCAAGUUUUUCUUCUUAGGUGCGGCGUUAUUUUCCGGCGUAUCGGCGACCCUUUAUCCCGUAGUUUUAGUCAAAACACGGCAGCAGGUUGCUCAAGUAAAACUUUCCGGCAUCAGAACGGCGUUUUCCAUCGUUAAACAUGGCGGUUUCCAGGGAUUAUACCGAGGUUUCGGCACUUCAUUAAUGGGAACAAUCCCAGCUCGAGCACUUUACAUGGCUGCCCUUGAAGUAACCAAAAGUAAUGUAGGGAGCACCACUGUUAAAUUAGGGUUUCCUGAACCAACGGCAGCGGCGAUAGCUAAUGCGGUCGCCGGAUUAACCGCCGCGAUGGUGGCUCAACUUGUUUGGACCCCAAUUGAUGUGGUUAGCCAAAGGCUAAUGGUUCAAAGUAGCCCAUCACAAUGUAGAUAUGUAAAUGGGAUUGAUGCCUUUAGGAAAAUAGUGAACUCACAUGGUCCAAAGGGAUUAUAUAGAGGCUUCGGUAUAUCAAUUUUAACAUAUGCACCAUCAAAUGCAGUAUGGUGGGCAUCUUACUCAGUUGCUCAAAGACUUGUUUGGGGAGGCAUUGGAUGUUACUUAAAAGGCGGCGGGGAUGAAACAAUUCGGCCUGAUUCAAAGACGGUAAUGGCGGUUCAAGGAGCGAGUGCGGCAAUGGCAGGUGGGAUAUCGGCAUUGAUCACAAUGCCGCUCGAUACUAUCAAGACCCGGUUACAGGUCUUAGACGGAGAAGAGAACCGGCUGCGCGGACCGACAAUCGGGCAAACCGUGAGGAAUUUGGUUAAAGAAGGAGGAUGGCUUGCUUGUUAUAGAGGGUUGGGACCAAGGUGGGCUUCAAUGUCAAUAUCUGCAACAACAAUGAUCACUACUUAUGAGUUUUUGAAACGAUUAUCAGCUAAGAACCAAGAGGGCUUGUUGUAAAUGAAGAUCAAUAGGCUAUGUUACUCAAAUACGGGUAAAUAUUCAAUACAGAAAAUGAAGAGUUUGAGCAAUAUAUAACCAAAAAAAAAAAAAGGAAAAACAAGUUUUUUU